Ochotona princeps (American pika) is the source of this 2232-nucleotide messenger RNA. It is a transcript of the gene RASGRP4, whose product is annotated as RAS guanyl releasing protein 4. The transcript has 17 exons. Gene Ontology annotation, biological process: Ras protein signal transduction; positive regulation of GTPase activity. Gene Ontology annotation, molecular function: guanyl-nucleotide exchange factor activity; calcium ion binding. Bases 109 to 2106 code for a protein of 665 amino acids. Gene Ontology annotation, cellular component: plasma membrane. The record is from RefSeq and is a predicted model, not a curated record. Lineage: Eukaryota; Metazoa; Chordata; Mammalia; Lagomorpha; Ochotonidae.
AGCUCAGAGGAGGCUCCAAUCCCCCAAUCCUCUGGGGGUCUAAGAAGCUGGAGCCUCCUAAGUGGAAGGCAGCUGAGCUGUUGGGACAGGAGCCCCCUUGCAGGAAGCAUGAACAGGAAAGACAACAAGAGGAAGUCACACCAGGAAUGCACUGGGAAGACAGGGGGACGGGGUCAGCCCCGCCCCGCCCGGCGGCACAAGACAUGCCCCAGCCCCCGGGAAAUCAGCAAGGUCAUGGCGUCCAUGCACCUGGACUUACUGAGUGAGGGCGGCUGCAGCGUGGAGGAGCUAUUGGAGCGGUGUAUCCAGUCCUUCGACUCAGCUGGCAGCCUGCGCCGUGGAGCUCACGUUCUCAACAUGGCGCUGGCCAUGCACAGCUGGGUGCUACCCUCUGCGGAUCUGGCUGCCCGUCUGCUGACCUCGUACCAGGAAGCCACAGGGGACACGCAGGAGCUGAGGCGACUGCAGAUCUGUUACCUGGUCAGGUACUGGCUGGCCCAGCACCCUGAGGUGCUGCAUCAGGAGCCCCAGCUAGAGGAAGCCAUUGGCCGUUUCUGGGCCACAGUGGCCCAGGAGGGCAACAUGGUCCAACGCAACGUGGGAGACUCCUCUAACCUCCUGAGCCCUGGUGGUCCUGGCCCCCCACCACUCUUGAACAGCCCAGGCCUUGGCAAAAAGCGCAAAGUGUCCUUGCUUUUUGACCACCUGGAGACGGGGGAGUUGGCUCAGCACCUCACUUACCUGGAGUUCCGCUCCUUCCAAGCUAUUCCGCCCCGGGACCUGCGGGACUACGUUUUGCAGGGCUCCGUGCGGGGCUGCUCCGCCCUGGAGGGUUCAGUGGCUCUCAGCAACAGUGUGUCCCGCUGGGUGCAGGUCAUGGUGUUGAGUCGCCCCGUGCCCACACAGCGCGCACAGGUGCUGGACAAGUUCAUUCAGGUGGCACAGAGGCUCCACAAGCUGCAGAACUUCAACACACUGAUGGCGGUCACGGGGGGCCUGUGUCACAGCGCCAUCUCCAGACUCAAGGACUCCCAUGCCCACUUGAGCCCGGACAGCACCAAGGCCCUGCUGGAGCUCACGGAGCUCCUGGCUUCCCGCAACAAUUACGCACACUACCGCCGCACCUGGGCUCACUGUACGGGCUUCCGGCUGCCCAUUCUGGGGGUGCACCUCAAGGACCUGGUUUCCCUGUACGAGUCCCAGCCCGACAGGCUACCUGAUGGCCGUCUGCACCUGCACAAGCUCAACAGCCUCUACCUGCGGCUGCAGGAGCUGGCAGCCCUCCAGGGACAGCGCCCGCCCUGCAGCGCCCAUGAGGACCUCCUGCACUUGCUCACGCUUUCCCUGGAUCUCUUCUACACGGAAGAUGAGAUCUACAAGCUCUCUUACGCCCGGGAGCCCCGCUGCCCCAAGAGUCUGCCGCCCUCCCCCUUCAAAACGCCCCUGGUGGUAGAGUGGGCCUCCGGGGUGACACCCAAGCCGGACAGGGACACCCUGGGAAGACACGUGGAGCAGCUGGUGGAGUCUGUGUUCAAGAACUAUGACCCCGAAGGCCGAGGAACCAUCUCACAGGAGGACUUCGAGCGCUUCUCGGGCAACUUCCCCUUUGCCUGCCAUGGGCUGCACCCACCUCCCCGCCAGGGGAGCGGCUCCUUCAGCAAGCAGGAACUGACCAGCUACCUACUCGAGGCCAGCGCCAUCUGCGCCAAGCUGGGCUUGGCCUUCCUGCACGCCUUCCAUGAGGUUACCUUCCGCAAGCCCACCUUCUGUGACAGCUGCAGUGGCUUCCUCUGGGGUGUCAUCAAGCAAGGCUACCGCUGUCGGGACUGUGGGCUGUGUUGCCACAAACACUGCAGAGACCAAGUGAAGGUGGAGUGUAAGAAGAAGCUAGGAGCCAGGGGCGAUGUGGGCCCCCCAGAAGCCCCCACCCCACCCACCACAGCCCCCCAUGCCAGCUGUGGUUCAGAGGACAGUCUCCCCCUGGAACCCGAGACUGGCUGCCACCUGCACCAUGCCUGGACCCAGACAGACUCCUCACACCCCUUCUGGGACCUGGAAAUGGGGCCGACUCCACCCACCACCCAGUCACCCAAGCCGGAUUCCUAGACAUUGUCACAGUCUUUCUUCUCUCUGGCACCCCCUGCUCCUGGAGCUAGUCCCAACCUGCAGGACCCCACCCACCCUCACUGCCUUGGACGAGAGGACCUGACAUCUCUUCUCUAGGAGAAGGCG